CAGAUGGCUCAAAGGUGCUUCCAAAAUGAAUAUUUUGACAAUUUGCUGUUUGCUUGCAAACCCUGUCACCUUCGGUGUUCCAACACACUACCUUUGGUGUGUCAGAGUUAUUGUUAUGCAAGUAGAACCAGUAUUCUUAAAAUCACAGAUGUGAGUCUUUGCAUCUGCUUAGGUGUGGGAAUAAUUUCAUCUUUGACAAUUUUCUUGCUAAUACUUCUCCUGAAGAAGAAGAAUCCCAAGAGAUCAAAAGAUGAAUUGGAAAAUACAGAGCCAAAAACUGAAGUACAGGAGAUUACUAAAUUUGAUCUUGAUAGAAGUAAAAAUGAUGAAGCUAGAAUCCUUCCUAGAAAUAGUACAACUAUGCCAUACAUAGUAGAAGAAUAAGAUUGUAAUCUAGGCAAAGGAGAUAUCACCUCAGAUACAUAUUCCCCACUCUCAGCCAUGGAAGAAGGAGCAACUGUCCCUGCCACUACAAAAACAAAUGACUUUUGCAAGAGUUCACCAAGUCCCAUGAAUGAUACUUUCAUGGGGAUAUGGAAAUCUAUUUUCACAACAUAAUGAUCCAGUUUGAAUGGAAGUGUCACUUGCAAAGCUUAUGCCAGUGAACAGAGUGAUACAUCUCAUCCCUUUAUUACAGUUGCAAUCAAUCUGUCAUCAAUAUAACUCUAAUGUUUUUUCAUUUUAAAAUCUCUUUCUUGAUUUAUUUCUCUACUUUUUUUGGUUGGGAGCCAAUUACAAAAAGCUUGAUGUCAUUAUUGUAUUUGUAUUCACUAAGAAAAAGGAAUAACAUGUCAGUUUUAAAGUUGUUUUCAUAUUUGUGUGUUUACUCACUAUUUACUUACAUAGACAAAUAAACUAAACAUCUCAGGA
Messenger RNA from Antechinus flavipes (yellow-footed antechinus), 870 nucleotides. It is a transcript of the gene TNFRSF17, whose product is annotated as TNF receptor superfamily member 17. Gene Ontology annotation, molecular function: signaling receptor activity. Gene Ontology annotation, biological process: tumor necrosis factor-mediated signaling pathway. NCBI's taxonomy places the organism in Eukaryota, Metazoa, Chordata, Mammalia, Dasyuromorphia, Dasyuridae. The record is from RefSeq and is a predicted model, not a curated record.